UUGUGGAUCUGAAGGGAGAUAAAUGUUUUUAGAGUUUAAUCGGAACUGUUAGGGUUCAAUGAGUUUGUGGAGAAGCUUCGAUUGGGUGUGAUGAGCUAGAGAUGGAGUCGAUACUUUCUUGGGCUUUGGAGUAUACGCUCAAGUACUGGUUGAAAUCUUUCUCCAGAGAUCAGUUCAAGUUUCAGGGUGGAACCGUUCAGCUUUCGAAUUUAGAUAUAAAUGGAGAUGCUUUGCAUGCUAGUGUUGGAUUGCCACCGGCUUUGAAUGUGACAAUAGCGAAGGUUGGGAAGCUUGAGAUAAAGAUUCCGUCGGUCAGUAAUGUACAGACGGAACCGAUCAUUGUUCAAAUUGAUAAACUCGAUUUGGUUCUGGAGGAAAGCUCGGAUUCUAAUGCUGGAAAGAGCUCAAGCAGUACUCAAUCAUCCUCUAGCUCAGGAAAGGGCGGCGGCUAUGGAUUUGCUGAUAAGAUUGCGGAUGGAAUGACUUUAGAAGUGGGCACCGUCAAUCUUUUGCUUGAAACUCGAGGGGGUGGUCAUAGCCAAGGGGGUGCAACUUGGGCAUCACCUCUAGCAUCUAUCACAAUACGCAACCUUUUUCUGUAUACAACAAAUGAGAAUUGGAAGGUUGUUAAUCUUAAAGAUGCGAGGGAUUUUUCCAAUAACAAAAAGUUCAUAUAUGUGUUCAAAAAACUGGAAUGGGAGUCAUUAUCUGUCGAUCUUCUACCUCACCCUGAUAUGUUCACGGAUGUUCAUUCAUAUUCUAGUGAUGGAAGAAGCAGACAAGAUGAUGAUGGUGCAAAGCGAGUGUUUUUUGGUGGUGAAAGGUUUCUCGAAGGAAUAUCUGGAGAGGCUAAUAUCACAGUUCAAAGGACGGAACUAAACACUCCAUUAGGGCUGGAGGUUCAAUUGCAUAUUCCAGAGGCCGUUUGUCCUGCUUUAAGUGAACCAGGACUUCGUGCUCUAUUGCGAUUCCUGACGGGAUUAUAUGUGUGUCUAAAUAGAGGAGAUGUGGACCCAGAGGCACAACAGAGGUGUACAGAAGCAGCAGGACGUUCCAUCGUUUCCAUAGUUAUAGAUCAUAUAUUUCUUUGCAUAAAAGAUGCAGAGUUCCAGCUCGAGCUUCUGAUGCAAUCACUUCUUUUUUCUCGGGUGAGUUUAUCAGAUGGAGAAAAUACAAAAAAUUUGUCCCGAAUUAUGAUUGGUGGAGCAUUUUUGAGGGACACCUUUUCUCAUCCUCCAUGCACCUUAGUGCAGCCAUCCAUGCAGGCUGUUCCGGAAGAUCCUCCGCAUGUUCCUGAAUUUGGUGUUGAUUUUUGCCCUCCAAUCUAUCCUUUCGGAGACCAGCAGUGGCAUUCGUUUGAAAUUGUUCCUCUACUAUGCCUACAUACUCUUCAGAUCAAACCCUCACCAGCUCCUCCAUCUUUUGCUUCACAAACAAUGAUGGAGUGUCAGCCCCUUCUGGUUAAUCUUCAGGAGGUAUCCUGUUUGAGGAUUGCCUCAUUCUUAGCUGAUGGUAUCGUGGUCAAUCCUGGCACUGUUUUACCAGAUUUCUCUGUUAAUUCUCUUGCAUUCACUCUCAAAGAAUUAGAUCUCACUGUUCCUUUGGAUGCUGGGAAUUCUGAGAAUUGUGCGGUUGACAGCAGCAAUGAAUUGCAGAGAACUUUUGAUGGAGCAAGGCUUCACAUUGAGAACUUAUUCUUCACAGAGUCUCCUAAGGUAAAGCCCAGGCUUCUGAACCUGGAGAAAGAUCCUGCUUGCUUCUGUCUCUGGGAUGAUCAACCAAUAGAUGCCAGCCAGAAGAAAUGGACAAGUCGAGCUUCACAUGUUAACCUGUCUCUUCAUACCUGCAGUGGCUUAACAACUCGUCAAAGUUCCUUUGAUUGGUCUGCAGAUCUGUGGAGAUGUGUUGAACUGCAUGAUGCUUGUGUCGAAGUGGCUAUGGCAACUGCUGAUGGAAGUCCAUUGAUAUCUGUUCCCCCACCAGGAGGUGUUGUCAGGAUUGGAGUUGCUUGCCAACAAUACUUAUCCAACACCUCAGUUGAGCAGCUGUUCUUUGUUCUAAAUCUGUAUGCCUACUUUGGUAGAGUUAGUGAAAAGAUAGCAAUAGUUGGAAAGAAUAACAGAGACAAGGGAACUAAAAAGGAAUCCUUGGGUGGAAGGCUGAUGGAAAAGGUCCCAAGUGAUACAGCUGUGAGUUUAACAGUGAAGGACCUCCAGCUUAGAUUUCUAGAAUCUUCCUCCCUGGAUAUGCAAGGGAUGCCUUUGGUUCAGUUCCUUGGGGACAAUCUGUUUAUAAAAGUUGCUCAUCGAACCCUAGGUGGUGCCAUGGCAGUUUCAUCCAGCAUUAUUUGGCAGGGUGUUCAGGUUGAUUGUGUAGAUGCGGAGAGAAACCUGACCCAUGAGAAUGACAUGGCAAUGACUUCAAUUGAACAUGGUCAAUUGGUUACUGGGAAUGGGAACCCACAACUGAGAACCGUGUUUUGGAUUGAUACCAGAAGCAAGCAUCAGCCAAAUGGCCUUGUGCAGACAAUUCCAUUUGUGGACAUAAACAUGGUGCAUGUGAUCCCAUAUGAUGCUCGAGACAUGGAGUGCCAUAGUUUGCACUUGUCUGCAAAGGUUGCUGGUGUUCGCCUUGGUGGUGGAAUGAACUACUCUGAAGCUUUGCUGCAUCGUUUUGGUAUACUUGGGCCUGAUGGUGGUCCUAGUGAGGGGCUUUCUAAAUGGUUGAAGAAUUUAUCUGCCGGACCAUUGUCAAAGCUUUUCAGAGCAUCACAUCUUAUUGAGGAUGAUCAGGAACAGAAUGAAAAUUCUAAGGAUGAAGUGCAUGGGAGUUUAUUGGAUUUGGGAAAGCCAGAUGUAGACAUAUCCAUAGAAUUGAAAGAUUGGUUAUUUGCUCUUGAAGGUGCCCAGGAGAUGUCAGAAAGGUGGUGGUUUUGCAACAAUGAGGAUGUUGGCAGAGAAGAGAGGUGUUGGCACACAACUUUCCAUAGUUUGCAAGUGAAAGCAAAAAGUAGUCCAAAACAGGGUACAAAUAGCAGAGGAGAAUCAAAUGGGAUACAUAAAUAUCCUGUUGAGUUGGUCACGGUCGGUGUGGAGGGCUUGCAGGCCUUGAAGCCCCAAGCCCGGAAAGAAACCUUUCAAACUGGAGUCUUAUCUGGUGGGACCAAGAAGACUGUUGGGAACACUGGAGGAGUGGAUCUGGAAGUCCGCUUGGUUGUCUCUGAGGAUAAUGAUAACAUUGAAAUGGUCCAGUGGAUGGUUGAAAACAUGAAGUUUUCUGUUAAACAGCCGAUUGAGGCAGUUGCAACCAAGGAGGAGCUGCAACACCUAGCCUUGCUGUGCAAGUCUGAAGUUGAUUCUAUGGGUCGAAUAGCUGCUGGAAUUCUGCGGGUACUUAAACUUGAAGGAUCUGUUGGCCAGGCGGCCCUAGAUCAGCUUAGCAACCUUGGAAGUGAGGGCUUGGAGAAUAUUUUCACUCCAGAAAAGCUCAGCAGGCAAAAUAGUACUGGCGUUCUUGCACUCAGCCAGUCUCCAAAGAUGAUAGGUGGCAGCCCACGUCAGAGCUUGGAAUCAACAGUUGCUUCCCUUGAGACAGCAAUCUCAGAUUCACAGGCCAAAUGCUCAACCCUCAUUGCUGAAUUUCAUAGUCCAGAAUUUUCCAUACAACAGAGACAUCUUUUAGAUAUUAAACAAAUUAACGAGAAACUUGAAAGCAUGCAAGCUUUAUUGAUGCAGUUGCGGACUCAACUUUAAGUGGAUUUUUGUUGCCCGCAGAUGUAACUUGGUUGGACUAAUUUGCCAACCGCAGAUUUUGGUAUUCUUUAUUGUAUAUACACAACAUAGAUAAAGAAAAAAACACAGGUUGAGUAUGUAAGGGGUAAAAUAUUUCCAUAACAAAAGGCAGAAAUGAAAUUGACUUCUGUUGCUCUCCGAAAAUUCUGUAUCCUGAAAGAUUAGGGGCCUCAUGUAUGAUUUAGACUUAAUAAGAAUGAAUAUAUUCUGUGCUUUGUGUU
Messenger RNA from Telopea speciosissima, 4012 nucleotides. RefSeq lists its product as uncharacterized. Lineage: Eukaryota; Viridiplantae; Streptophyta; Magnoliopsida; Proteales; Proteaceae. The record is from RefSeq and is a predicted model, not a curated record. Bases 102 to 3752 code for a protein of 1216 amino acids. The transcript has 20 exons.